Austrofundulus limnaeus is the source of this 3034-nucleotide messenger RNA. RefSeq names its product ADP-dependent glucokinase 2 (gene adpgk2). NCBI's taxonomy places the organism in Eukaryota, Metazoa, Chordata, Actinopteri, Cyprinodontiformes, Rivulidae. Gene Ontology annotation, molecular function: ADP-specific glucokinase activity. Gene Ontology annotation, cellular component: endoplasmic reticulum. The record is from RefSeq and is a predicted model, not a curated record. Gene Ontology annotation, biological process: glucose metabolic process.
GUUUUGGAGGUUGUGUUGACCUGAUAGUAGAUGGUGUGUCAUUUCUAAAUAAGAUUGGCAUCUCUCACACUGAAAAUCCCCUCCAUCAUGACUAUUUAGAAAAUACGGAGCAGCUGGCUCAGAGCUUUGCAUACUUCUUUGCACCUGGAGCUGCAGCAGAACGAUUUAUGUUGAAUGAAACCCUCUUCAGUGAGCUGGUGGAGGAGGCUCGUGACUUACCUGGAAACAGGUGGUCUGUAGGUGGCAAUGCUCCAGUAAUGGCAGGUCGCAUGGCAACCGAGGGAUGUGACGUGUUGUUGGGGGGAAGCUUCAGCACAGAUUUUACAGAGGUUCUGUCUCAGCACAUCACAGUGGCUGGUAAAGAGAUAGAGGAGCCAGAUAUUCAUCUGAUCCUGGAAUAUUCAUCUGGUGCUAGCUGGGGGCGCUACACUUCUCGUAGAGCCAAUAGAUACAUCAUUCACAGUGAUGACCACAACCCCUAUUUGGACUCCAUAGAAGACUUUUCAAAGAAACUCAAAGACUUUAGACCAGAUCUGUUAGUGGUGGGUGGGCUACAAAUGAUGGACAACUUCCCUUUCCUGUCAGGUGAGCGAGAGGCCGUCCUCUCUCGGCUGGAAAACCUGCUGUCCUCCUCGUCUUCUCAGAUCGGCAUACAUUUUGAGAUGGCCAGUUUUGUGGAUGAAAGUAUUGUGGAAGACCUUCUGCACUACGUCAUCCCCCAUGCGGACUCUUUGGGGAUGAAUGAACAAGAACUUCCUAACCUCCUCAGCCUACUCAAAGGCUCCAACAUCACCGUGCUGUCAGAUCCAAACCCUCGCGUAGCCACGGUCCUCGACCAGAUGAGGGAAGUUUACCGUAUUCUGAACCAGCGCCACACGGACGGCGACUGGGACAGUGCCGGGUCGAGAGGUAAGCCGCUGACCCGCCUUCACGUCCACACGCUGGCCUUUCAGGCCAUGAUCGUGACCCGCAGCUCUCAGUGGAAGAACACCAUGUCGGCCAUCGCCAAGGCCUCGCUCACCGCCAACCGUCACGUCUGCGGCUCGAACGACAUCGACCCCAGCAAGGCCAGGCUCAUCAUGGAUGACUCGUUUUCUGUCAGUCACCGUAAGGGGAGCCAGAGGAUCCCUCUGCAGGAAACCAGACCUGUCAGCUGCUGGGACGAGGACGACUACCAGAUCUGUGUGGCACCAGUGCUGGUGUGCACCGAGGUUUAUCAGACUGCUGGUGGAGGGGACAACAUCUCAGCUGCUGGCCUGGUGCUGCAGAUUUAAAAUGGACACCAACUCUUUGGCAAACAUCGUGACUCUGGAAAUUUGAUCUGAUCUCAGAUACUGACACGGCUAUCACCUCUGCAGCUCACGGCCCAAAGACUGACAAGAAAUUAAUUUCUGUUACCUUGAGAGUCAGAUCAUGGAUGGCAGAAUUGAGCCAAGCCAAAUAAUUAUGAAUAUUGACUCAGUUUUAUUUUUUGAAUGGGUUGCAGUGGUAAAGUAGGAAAGCAAAAACUGCAGUACUCCAGUCAGAAAUCAUGAAGUUUGUUCUCAGAACUUAGGUGUUUAUUAGGUACUUGUUUUACAGUGUACUUGGCAUUUACUCUCUUCCAAUUUGCAUAAAUCAUUUGCUUCCACUUUAACUUUUAGAACCAAAAAUCCAUCAUCUGACUCUCAAUCUUCUGAGGCCUUACAUAAUAAACCUUGGGUCUGGAUAAAAUAAGAAAGGAUGGAGUUUGGAUAAAAACUGAUGUUUUGGGUCAAAUUUGGUACAAUAUGAUAAAUUGUAUUUAAAAUAUUUUAACCGGUGUUGCAGCUAUGCAGUAAAACUUUCUAAAAGAUUGAAAAAAAAUUAAAUCUUAUGAAUUCUGAGCAAAUUAAUUUUUAAUUUAGAUGAGCCAAGCUUUAGGUGGGGACAAACCUUCCUUUUUCUUCUGCUCUGACUCUUUAAGACAAAGAUUCAUGGUAGAAGGCUUCUGUUCUUCCCGGCAGAUGUGAAAAGUGUGCAUGGUGGUUUAUUUGUGUUUGGAUCGUCACAUCUUUGUGGUUUUGGUUUCAGUGCAGCAUUGUGUGAAAACCAUGCAGAAAGACCACUGUUGGCUCUUUAUGAUGUCAACAUUUUCCACUCCGUUUGUUUCUCCUUUAAUUUUCCUGUUUUGUUUUUUCCAUAACUUUCUGACAGCUUGUGAUUCUAAAAGGACCAAAACAAGUAAAACUGUCCUGGACAAGACUGAAUUCAGGGAAACGUUACUAAAACGUUUAUCUCAGAUUGUAUUGCUGGACUGAGUGGAACAAAGUCUCCUCUUCAGUUAUCUGUACUUGAAGCCACAGUGAUUAUGUGCUUUUAUCCCAGCUGUUAGUGCAUCAUUCAUAUAUUAUAUUUUCUGUUUAAUCUUUGCCUCGCUUGGAUUAGAAGUUGAAAUGAGAUUUGUGGGUGUUAGAGAAGACAUUUUACUACCAUAAAUUGUUGAAUUUGUUUUAUUUAUUGAUGCAACUGAACUUAAAUUGGAACUUUCAUUUAUUCCUCACAACAUACACAAAUAUACAUUCCUUCUGUCAAUGUUUUACCAAAUUUAUCUUUAUUUAUCUUGUGUAAACGCUUCAUUCUGAGCACAUUGAUUUUGUUACAAUAUUUUAGGUCAAGAAAGGAGAAUAUAAACGUGUGGAAAUCCCUUUAAAUUAAUUUUCUUGCGUACAAAAAUUGUGUUAUUUAGAUGUCGAUUGGUGCAGCUGGGGUUUAAUGAGCCGCCUUCUGAUUUUACUGUUGGCUAUUUGAGAAGAUAUGAAAAUAUUCAGGUUUCUGAUUUUCUUUCUAUGUGAAUUUGUUUUAAAAUGUGAUUAUUUACCAGCUGGAUGAAGUUUGGUUGUGGAUUAAAAUCAAACUGUAGCAUGAACUUGUAUUCAUUAAAGGGGACUGCUUGUGUUGUCACCAUUAUCAGACUUAUCUAAGCUUUAGAUAAGUUUAAACAUCUAUGUUGAAUAAUUUAUCUGUUAAAUCUGCACAAAUCAUUUGAGAUUAAAAAAAUCUAUGCUGAUUAACA